GGAGGACUUCUGACUGACGGCGUCGACUUUUGUUGGAAGUGACCCCUUCAUAUUUUAAACCAUGCCAUCUAAAACUGCGAAACGCUCCACCAAGCCUCGGGAGGACUCGGAGGACGAGCGGGAUGUACCCCCUCCAGAACCCAGGUCCAAUGGCCAACAAGAGGAGGCACCACCGACAGCAGCUGAUCCGUCUCUGGGGGAGGCUGCCGAGGCAGUUGAUAACCGAAGUUUGGAGGAGAUUCUCGGCAGCAUCCCUCCACCCCCGCCCCCAGCAAUGACCAAUGAACCGGGCGCUCCCCGCCUCAUGAUCACACAUUUAGUCAAUCGCAACUUCAAGUCGUACGCAGGCGAGCAGAUUCUGGGGCCUUUCCACAAGCGAUUUUCCUGCAUCAUUGGUCCCAAUGGAAGUGGAAAGUCCAAUGUGAUAGACUCAAUGCUCUUUGUGUUUGGCUACAGAGCUCAAAAGAUCAGAUCAAAAAAGCUCUCAGUGCUGAUCCACAGCUCUGAUAAACACAAGGAUGUGCAAAGCUGCUGUGUGGAGGUGCAUUUUCAAAAGAUUAUUGACAAGGAAGGAGAUGACUACGAAGUCAUCCCCAACAGCAAGUUCUACGUUUCCAGGACUGCCAACAAAGACAAUUCCUCAGCCUACUUUAUCAGUGGCAAGAAAGCCACAUUCAAAGAGGUGGGGGCUUUACUCCGAAGCCAUGGUAUUGACCUAGACCACAACAGAUUUCUGAUCUUACAGGGUGAGGUGGAGCAGAUUGCCAUGAUGAAGCCUAAAGGUCAAACGGAGCACGAUGAAGGGAUGCUGGAGUUCUUGGAGGACAUCAUUGGUUCCUGUCGACUCAAGGAGCCGAUCCAAGUUCUGUCUCGCCGCAUUGAGCUUCUCAAUGAGCAGAGAGGAGAGAAGCUAAAUAGAGUGAAGCUAGUGGAAAAGGAAAAAAAUGCUUUGGAAGGAGAAAAAAACAAAGCUGUGAAGUUUCUAAUGCUGGAGAAUGAUAUCUUUAAACACAAGAGUCACCUUUAUCAACAUAAUGCUCAUGAUCUACAGAAAUGUGUGGUGGAAAAAGAGCAGGAAAAGCAGAAGAUUUUGGAGGAAACUAAGGAACUCACUGAAAAAACGGCAAAGAUCUCACAAGAAAUGGAAAAAUUGGACCAAGAGCGCAAAAAUGUCGAGAAAAAACAAAAUAAGAUCAUCAAGUACAUUGAGAGCCAUAAACAAAAGUUCACCCAACUGGACCUGCAGGAUGUGGAAUUGCAUGAGAAGAAAAAACACUGCGAGAGCAAGAACGGGACGUUGCAGAAGCAGCUGAAGAAAGACCAGAAAAAGCUGGAGGAAGUACGCAGCGUACCAGGCAGCAGUGAAGAAGCCAUCUCUGAGGCAACAGCCCGCAAAGAAGAGCUGGAGAAACAGAAGGCAAAAGAAGAAGAAAAACUGAAAGAAGUGAUGGAAAGUCUUAAAGAAGAAACCAGUGGCUUGCAGCAGGACAAAGAGAAAAAGGAAAAAGAGCUCAUGGAACUCAGCAAGGCUGUAAAUGAGACCCGUUCUCGUAUGGAUCUAGCCCAGUCAGAACUUGACAUCUAUCUUAGUCGCCACAAAACUGCUUUAACACAGCUCAACACAGCCAAACAGACACUUCAGACAACUUCUGAGACGCUGCAGGAACGCUCUGCUGCCAUUAAAGACCUCCAGCUCACAAUACCCCAGAAGGAGCAGGAACUCAAGAAGGACCAGAUGGAGCUGGAGCAGCUCAUGAAGGUGGAUAAUGAGACCAGAGAAAUAGUAAGAGAACUGAGGCAGAAGGUGGAUGAAGCCAAGAGCUCCCUGUCCUCUAAUCGCAGUCGAGGAAAAGUUCUGGAUGCUUUAAUGCAGCUGAAGAAGAGUGGCAGAAUUCCUGGCAUCUAUGGAAGAUUGGGAGACCUUGGAGCCAUAGAUGAGAAGUACGAUGUAGCCAUUUCCUCUUGUUGUGGGGCUCUGGAUAACAUUGUAGUGGAUACCAUCGACACGGCUCAGAAGUGUGUGACUUUCCUUAAAGAACAAAAUAUCGGGGUCGCCACGUUCAUUGGCCUUGACAAGAUGAAGGUGUGGGAGAAGAACAUGGCUUCUAUUCGCACUCCAGAGGACAUCCCUCGCCUGUUUGACAUGGUGCGAGUGAACGAUGAGAGCGUGCGACCAGCCUUCUACUUUGCCCUGAGGGACACACUCGUAGCCAAAGACAUGGAGCAGGCCACGAGACUGGCCUUCCAGAAAGACAAGCGCUGGAGGGUGGUCACCCUGAAGGGACAGAUCAUUGAGAUCGCAGGAACCAUGACUGGAGGAGGGAGAGUGAUGAAGGGCAGAAUGGGUUCUUGUAUCAGUGCUGAGGUCUCCCAGGUGGAGCUUGAUCGUAUGGAGAGCAAGCUGAAUGAGAAAGUGUCGAGGCUGCAGAGCUGCCAGGAGAGAAAGCUGCAGCUCGAGGAGAACGUCCAGCGCCUGCAGCCACAGCUCAGAGAGAUGAAGAACACUCUGGAAAAAUACACCAACAGCAUGAGUAGUUUAGCUGACCAAGAGACUCACUUGAAACUCCAGAUUAAGGAGCUUGAAGCCAACGUGCUGGCUGCUGCCCCAGACAAGGCCAAACAGAAACAGAUGGAGAAGAGCCUGGAGGCGUUCAAAAAAGAUUACGAGUCAGCGUCUAGUAAGGCUAGGAAGGUGGAAACUGAGGUGAACAGACUCCACAACCUGAUUGUGGACAUCAACAGCCACAAACUGAAGGCUCAGCAAGACAAACUGGACAAGAUCAACAAGGAGCUGGACGACUGCUCCUCCAUUAUAACCAAGGCCAAAGUGGCCAUAAAGACAGCUGAUCGAAACUUGAAGAAGUGUGAGGAGGGUAUCGCUCGUGUUCAGGGUGAUCUGGAGAAGGGUGAGAAGCUGCUGGUCAAGCUCAAUGAACAGCUGAAAACACUGGAGGAGGAGGCUGGAGAGAUCAUCAAAGCCUGUCACGAGGCAGAGGCCUCUCUGCCUGACGUUCAGGAACAGUACCGUGCGUUGACCAAAGAAAUAAAUGCCCUGCAGCAGCAGGAACACGCCCUGCAGGAAGAGUCCCUCAACGUCCGCCUGUCCAUCGAGAAAAUUGACGCCUUCAUCUCCAAACAGAACAGCAAGAUCAAGCACUGGCAGGAUGAGGCUGCGAAGCUUUCCCUUCACACCAUCGAUGGCCAACCAGCAGAGGAGCUCCAGGUGUUAUCUGCUGCCGAGCUGGAAGGCACCUCUAAUCCAAACAUCAUCGCCAACAAGAUUAGCGCCUUAGAAGUCCAUUGUGGUCAGAUAAAGCCCAACCUGGGGGCCAUCGCAGAGUACAAGAAGAAGGAGGAGCUGUACCUGCAGCGUGUCGCUCAGCUGGAUGAGGUCACCACGGAGCGGGACAGGUUUAAACGAGCGUACGAGGAUCUGCGUAAACGGCGGCUCACAGAGUUCAUGACGGGCUUCAACAUCAUCACCAACAAGCUGAAGGAGAACUACCAGAUGCUGACGCUGGGCGGAGACGCCGAGCUGGAGCUGGUGGACAGUUUGGACCCCUUCUCUGAAGGCAUCAUGUUCAGUGUUCGUCCUCCAAAGAAAAGCUGGAAGAAGAUCUUUAACUUGUCUGGAGGAGAAAAGACCCUCAGCUCUCUGGCUCUGGUGUUCGCUCUGCACCAUUUUAAACCCACGCCGCUCUACUUCAUGGACGAGAUCGACGCCGCUCUGGACUUCAAGAACGUCUCCAUCGUGGCCAGUUACAUAUACGAACAAACGAAGAACGCUCAGUUCAUCAUCAUCUCCUUGAGGGACCACAUGUUCGAGAAGGCCGACCGUCUCAUUGGCAUCUACAAAACUCACAACACGACCAAGAACGUCGGCAUCAACCCCAAAUCCAUCGCCUUCAAAGAACUCCAGCUCAUCUCCACAUAAACCUGAAGACUGCUGGGAUUUUAAACCCUGUAAAU
Messenger RNA from Nematolebias whitei (Rio pearlfish), 3969 nucleotides. It is a transcript of the gene smc4, whose product is annotated as structural maintenance of chromosomes 4. The transcript is spliced from 24 exons. Gene Ontology annotation, cellular component: chromosome. Gene Ontology annotation, molecular function: ATP hydrolysis activity; protein binding; ATP binding. Lineage: Eukaryota; Metazoa; Chordata; Actinopteri; Cyprinodontiformes; Rivulidae. Gene Ontology annotation, biological process: mitotic chromosome condensation. The record is from RefSeq and is a predicted model, not a curated record. The coding region runs from base 62 to 3934 and encodes 1290 amino acids.